CUGGAUGCACAGAAAUGGUGGGGCGAGCAGUACCGUGAUCUGUUAGACUGGGGAGUGGACUUCGUGUGGCAAGACAUGACCACUCCAGCCAUGAAAGCGAGUGUUCAUCAGCCUGACUGUCCCCUGCUGUCGUUUCCUAUGGAUAUAAUGAUCAGUGACACCGAGAAAACCAGGUAUUCCAAAGUAAGCACUCACCAUGCCAAGAAACCAUUUGCUAAGCUUCGCUCUUUGUACAAUUACAAUCUCUGCAAAGCCACUUACCGAGGUCUGGAGCAUCUUCGACCAACCAAACGCCACUUCAUUAUCACGCGGGGCGGUUUCGUUGGAGUUCAUCGUUAUGCUGGACUGUGGACAGGGGACAGUACGUCAAGCUGGGAAUUCGUUCAGAUGAACAUCCCAUUAGUCCUCGGCAUCGGUCUUUCUGCCCAACCUGUGUCAGGCUGUGACAUUGGCGGCUUCUGUGCAGCAUGGCAAGGCCAGAUUGUAGAUCCCGAGUUAAUGGCCCGCUGGACCAUAAUGGGAGCGUUUCUUCCGUGGUUCCGAAACCACUAUGAUAACUAUUACAAGCCAUACCAAGAGCCGUACCGCUAUGAAGAACCAGUCCCCACAAUCUGCCGAAAGUACAUUGAGUUGAGGUACAAACUUAUUCAGUACAUCUACGAUGCCAUGUAUGAGAACACGCAGACAGGUAAACCCAUCUGCAGGCCCCUGUUCAUGGAUGAGUACAAACCGGGAGAAUUCUAUAAUGAUGCACGCGCAGAUGACCAGCACAGCAGGGGGUAUAACGGUUUCACGGCCAACCGCUUGGAUGAUCAGUUCUUUUUGGGUAGAGACAUAAUGGUGGCAGCCAUUGUCAAUCCAGGUCAAGCGAACCGCGCCGUGUACCUCCCCGCUGGAAGUCAGUGGUACCGUUUUACAGAUGACAAGUGUCCUUUGGAGAAUCCGGUCAAUGGUGGGGUGGAGUUCGAUUUCUACGCCCCUUGGGAUGACCCUAGUAAAGACAACUGUGCCGUUUACGUUCGGGAAGGCGCCAUUAUACCCAAGCGCGAGGUGGAACAGUAUAUUGGUGAGCUGUAUCGUCACGGUAAGAUGAAUCCCAUCACCCUUAGUAUUUAUCCCGGCCGAGACAGCAGCUACAGGUUGUAUCUGGACGAUGACGGUGUGAGUAACAAGGCAGAGACCGCUGGCGAGUACAGACUGACUGAAAUUAGUAAUGAAGGAAUUCCCGGAGGUCAGCGGAUACGUAUCAAGCGUCUCCACGACAAAUUCAAACCACGUGAGACGUUCUACUACCUUGAUUUGCCGGGAACGAUCUGCCCAACUUCCGUUACGGCUGAUAGUCAAGUCUUGCAAGAAAUAACCAGAAACACAGAUGAAGAAGCUGCAAAAGCCUUGGAGAACUCCAGAGAUGCACCAGGGGCAUUUUACUACAACAAAUUUCUGAAGACAACAUUUAUCAAGAUUUAUGACAUAUUAAGUGACGUAACCGUGGAAGUAAUGUUCUGA
Messenger RNA from Pocillopora damicornis (cauliflower coral), 1506 nucleotides. RefSeq lists its product as uncharacterized. The record is from RefSeq and is a predicted model, not a curated record. Gene Ontology annotation, molecular function: carbohydrate binding; hydrolase activity, hydrolyzing O-glycosyl compounds. Gene Ontology annotation, biological process: carbohydrate metabolic process. NCBI's taxonomy places the organism in Eukaryota, Metazoa, Cnidaria, Anthozoa, Scleractinia, Pocilloporidae.